UUUGAUGGGUCUGGCCGGCACAACAUGCAAGACUUCUGAUCUGCUCGACGACUUCCAAAAUUAAUAAUUUAUCGUUGUAGCUCCAAGCUUAGGCUAAAAACCCAUCAUUUCUUGGUAAGGAAAGAAGGAAUAGAAUGAGCAUGGAUUCGACUUGAUUCUCUAUUUCAUCAUACCGGGAAAGAUGGGUGUGUGAAGUCUGUCUGGCGAGUGUGAAAGAACGAAGCUCAAUACCUGCUGGAUAUUAAUUUGUGGAUAGUCUCGAUUCUCGAUCGGCAUUGUUGAUAAAUCCUGGUUUUUCCUGAAUCAGAUCACUUAAAAUUUAAACAACGUCUCUUGCUGGGAGAGGAAGAGCUUACUCGUUAAGCAUAAUGCUGAAGUCAUUUGUACACUGAUAAGGCACAAGUCUUGUAAACAAACCGAGGAAUAUGGCUGUGUGGCCACAAAAAUAUGGAUGUCUGUACAUAGAUAUAACAUGGAAGAGACUCCUCUCUGCCUACUACAAUCUCGUUUCCAACUUAGACAGGAAACAUUUACAUAGCCAAGUACAGGACUUAUUUGGAGGCCCUAUGAAAUGCCUUGUUUGUACCUCUGUUCGCAGUGGACUGGAUUUGUUUUUGAGUACAGUUGACUUCCCAAAGGGAUCUGAAAUAAUCUUCACAGCAAUAAACAUCCCUGACAUGGUUAGUAUUGUUGAGUCACAUGGACUGAAAGUUGUCCCCGUGGACAUUGAUCUUGAAACUCUUGCACCCAAGGAAGAAUUGCUUGAAUUGGCUAUAACAGAUAAAACUGUGGCUAUCUUGGUUGCACACAUAUAUGGGAAGUGGAUAGAAAUGGAUAAGAUAGUAGAUAUUGCACACAGUAAUGGACUAUUGGUCUUAGAAGAUUGUGCAGAGUGCUUCCAGGGACUCAAACCAAAAGACAAUGAGAAUUCAGACUUGGUUUUCUAUAGUUUUGGACUAAUAAAAUAUUCUACAUGUCUCGGUGGAGCUGUAGUUAAAGUUAAUGAUGGUGAUCUCCUGGGAAAGAUGAGAACCAAACUUGAAUCAUACCCUGUACAAACAUCAUGGCUAUUUUUUUCAAAGUUAUUGAAAUAUUCAAUGCUUACAUGUCUUAUGAAUAGUUCUCUUCUAGCAUGGACAUGCAUUCCUAUAUUCCAUAUGUUUCAAUUUGACUACAAAGAGUUUUUCAUUUCUCUUCUUCGUGGAUAUCCUGGUCAAAUCAUCCCUCAGUUACACUUUCAACCAUCAGCUGCAUUGCUCAAAGUCAUGUUUGAUAUACUUUCCAAUGUCAAUGAAAGAAGUUUUGAAGUUGCCAAAAUGAAGGGAGAUUUUGUUGGUGACAAUAUGCCAGAAAAUGUUUUCAUUCCUGGAAAGAAAACAAGAAUUAGCAACUAUUGGUUGUUCCCUAUUAUAGUUGAUGAUCCCAAUGAAGUUAGAAAGGCUUUAGAAAAAGAAGGAAUUGAAGCUUAUCAAGGUGCAACACAACUACGCACAGUGUACAAGACACAAUGUGAUCCACAAAGUAAACAGGCAGAGAAAAUAACCAAGCUAUCUGAUGAUUUACAUCAUUCAAGACAGCUGAUUACAAGUCCAGAAGUAGCCGCUGGUGUCAGCCAACCUUACGCCGUACAAACAACACACAGUACUAGUGGUUCUUUGUUAGCUAAUGGUGUUUCCCACACGUCAUUCUCAUCAUCAGCUUUUAUUGAAGGAGAAACAAAACCUGCCAUUGGAAACCAAUCGUCAGUGAUGAAUCUCAAGAAAGUCACUAAAGACAUAUUGUAUCCAUACAAUGCAGAGUAUCUUAUCGAUCAUGUUUUGUAUCUUCCUGUACAUAGAAAUGUACCACUCUGGUAUUUGGAAUAUGUGUGCAGUGCUGUGGAAAAGGUUAUGAAAAAUAGAUCAGGAGUACAAUUCAAGAAUGGAAAGAAGAACAUUGUCUUGCCUUCAAAGCUUUAAGAAACUGAGCUAUACUCAUUUAUAACAUGCAAAGAUCAUCCUCACCCUUAUCCAAAUGGAUUCCUCUCCUAAUUCCUCUUGAAUCUUCUCUCAUAAAAUUAAAACAAUUAACUAAUGGAAAGGCUGAAGUACAUUUUUAUCAGCAUUGAUUCCAAGAUAUUUUAAAACUUUUAGCAUUAGCACUAGCUUCAGAUAAUUUUAGGCUAAUAAAUAUGGUGUCUUAUCUUUUGAACAAUCUAAAAAUCUAUGGACUUUUCAAUCUCGUACCCAGAGCCUGCGUUCUCUUUCGGUCAGCAACGAGAACUUCGGCGGUGACCAAAAAGAAUCGCAGGCUCUGGGUACGAGAUUGUGGACUUUUGUAGUGUCUUUAAGAUUAUAAUAGUAAGAAUAAGAAUAAUGUCAACUGAAUCUACUUUGCUCUAUUUAACAGCAAAUUUUAUUUACUAAAGAUAAAUGGAUUAUAUUAUUAUUGAUAAAAGUGAGAGCACUGAGCUUGUAAUAUAUCGUUCUCACUGAGUGAUACUAUUAUUUAAUGUGGUUUUUCCUUAAUUGAAAUAAAGUGUGGUUUUCACGUUGCA
Molecule: messenger RNA, 2536 nt
Organism: Exaiptasia diaphana
Lineage: Eukaryota; Metazoa; Cnidaria; Anthozoa; Actiniaria; Aiptasiidae
Exons: 3
Coding region: 426-1958 (510 amino acids)
Biological process (GO): polysaccharide biosynthetic process
Molecular function (GO): pyridoxal phosphate binding; transaminase activity
Source: RefSeq, a predicted model, not a curated record